AUUAAAUAGGAAAAAACGAAAUAGAAAACACACUGAAAAAAAGCUACUCUCCAUCUUCAGGAAGCCGGUUCUCGCUGCAGUAAACUUCUGUAGUGGUGACCAUUCUGAGAUAUGGAUCCUUUAUGGCAACUCAUUUGUUAAUUUUAUUUAUUGUUAGUUUUCUGCAAAAUCUCUGUGUCGAACAACGGUGUUGUAGGUUUGUGCUAAAUUAUUAGGUUAGUAGCUGAAAGAUUUCAUCUUGAUUAGAUGGAACAAGGUUUUAACUCUGAUCCAAAUGCCCCUUCUGCGCCAAUUGAUAAGUCUAGGGUAUAUGAUGUGAAGCCUUUAAGAAGCCUUGUCCCGGUUUUCCCGAACACUCCAGGCAUGUCUUCGAUUUCAAACCCUAAUCCAACUCCUUUUGUGUGUGUUCCGCCUUCUGGUCCUUUCCCUGCUGGAGUCCAACCAUUUUACCCGUUUAUGGUUUCAAAUGGAUCUCAGACUCGAAACCAUUCAGCCAAUGCUGGUUUUAAUGGUGGUAUACCAGAUCCAGUUCCAUUGAACUCGUUUAGGACUCCACAGGCGAAUGGAGGGAGUAGUCGGGCUAAGAGGGCCGCCUAUAAAACUCCUGGUUCAGCAUCUGUGGUUAUCGAGGAUGAUGGAUAUAGUGAUGCACAGGAUCAAAGUGACCAAUAUGUGAGUGGAUUUGGCACAAACGUUGGUGAUGCAGAUGAUGCUAGCAAUUCGGGUAAGAAAAGAAGGGGCCGUCCGAAGAGGAAAGGAGUUGGGAAUGGGCCAGAGAUUGAUGUUGAAUCAGUUGCUAAUAACAUCUUAACCUUGUUUAAGCUUAAAGAUUUUGAUGAGGGUAGAAAAGCUAAUGGUGACAAGGAUACAACGGCAACUGUGCUAUUGGUCUACGACCUGAUCCGGAGAACGCUUACUCAACUCGAGGAAGCAAGUGAUAAUGCUGGAGGUGCCCGACGUCCAGACCUCAAGUCUUCGAAUCUUAUGAUGACCAAAGGAGUGCGGACAAACAACCUGAAGAGGACUGGCCAUGUACCUGGGGUUGAUGUUGGAGAUAUCUUUUUCUUCAGAAUGGAGCUCUGCUUGGUGGGUGUACAUGCUCCGAGCAUGGCCGGGAUAGAUUAUAUGAGUGUCAAGGUCACCGGAAGCGAAGACCCUGUAGCCGUCAGCAUAGUUUCUUCCGGAGGUUACGAUGAUGAUGAUGGGGAUGAUACUAAUGUGUUGAUCUACAGUGGUCAGGGUGGAGUUCAGAGGAGAGAUGGCCAAAUGUUCGAUCAGAAACUCGAGAGGGGAAAUCUUGCCCUAGAAAAGAGUCUGCAUCGUGGUAAUGAUGUUAGAGUUAUAAGGGGUAUCAAGGAUGCUAGUAAUGCACCGGGUAAGAUUUAUGUGUAUGACGGUGUUUACAAGAUUAUUGAGUCGUGGGCUGAAAAGAAUAAGUCUGGUUUAAACGUGUUUAAGUAUAAGUUGAUAAGGCAACCGGGGCAGCCUGAAGCUUACUCACUGUGGAAAUCGAUUCAGCAGUGGAGGGAUGGGACUGCUGCUCGGCCCGGCCUUAUUAUCCCAGACCUAACUUCUGGUGUUGAGACUCAGCCUGUGGCUCUUGUAAACGACUCUGAUGGGGAGAAAGGACCUGCUCAUUUCACCUAUGUCGCUAGUCUGAAAUACUCUCAACCUUUUCCGGCAUCCAAACCAUUUUCGGGUUGUCGUUGCUUAGGCGGAUGCCAACCGGGCGAUAGCAGUUGUCCUUGUAACCAGAGAAAUGAAGGCCUGCUUCCCUAUUCGUCUGCAGGAGUUCUUUUAACUACUAAACCAGUGAUACAUGAGUGUGGUCAGUCUUGUCAGUCUCCUCCAAACUGUCGAAAUCGUAUAUCUCAGGCAGGUGUAAAAUUUCGUCUGGAGGUUUUCAAGACGAAGAACCGGGGUUGGGGUCUUAGGUCGUGGGACCCUAUUCGUUCAGGGAGUUUUAUCUGCGAGUAUGCUGGGGACAUUGUCAAGGUUACUGCAAGCGAUUUUGAGAAUGCAAAUGAUGACAGUUACAUCUUUGAUGCUGGUCGCUACUAUGAGCCACUGGAACGCGUUUAUGACUCUAGUAGCGCCAAGAAGGCCCCUUUCCCUCUUGUUAUAAGUGCAAAAAGCAACGGGAAUGUGUCCCGUUUCAUGAACCAUAGCUGUUCCCCUAAUGUGUUCUGGCAGCCAGUUCUGCGGGAAAGUGACAGUGGAAUUUGUCUCCACAUUGCUUUCUUUGCCAUACACCACAUUCCUCCAAUGCAGGAGCUGGUGUACGACUAUGGGAUACCCGCAGAAGCAGACAGAGGGAGGAAGAAGUGCUUGUGCGGAUCAGUCAAGUGCAGAGGUCACUUCUAUUGACCAUCUCCUGUGGUGGCCGAGAAUCUCUCGGUGCUUGAUGCUUUGAAAUAAAGGUUAUGGUGCAAGCUUGAAGAAAAGUGAAAAUUUUCCCAUGCGGCUUUCCUCCGACUCCCGUCUCUCUCUCACUGUGGAAGAAGAUGGCAGGAAGGAGGUGGGCCUCUCAAGGUGUAUUAUCAGCAUCUGCAGAUAUGCAGCUGGACUGGUUGUGUUGUAGAAUCUCUUAGUUUGCUUUCCUAUGUUGUAGGAUUCUGCAGUUAGGCAGACUUGUUGGAAUUUUAUUAACUCUUAUUUUCUAGCUACCCUUAUGUUCAGAAAUAUUUAUGGCUGUUUUUGCUCUUGUUGGAUGUUUACCAAGACUCAAGAGUUGGAUAUUUGGUUGUUUUGGAUUUUGCAGUAUUUAGGGCACUAGGAAUCCAUUUGGUUUCCAUUAUUGCUCCUCAAUAGAUGCUAUGUUUAUUAUUA
Messenger RNA from Salvia hispanica, 2829 nucleotides. Its product is annotated as histone-lysine N-methyltransferase, H3 lysine-9 specific SUVH1-like. NCBI's taxonomy places the organism in Eukaryota, Viridiplantae, Streptophyta, Magnoliopsida, Lamiales, Lamiaceae. Gene Ontology annotation, cellular component: nucleus. The record is from RefSeq and is a predicted model, not a curated record. Gene Ontology annotation, molecular function: histone methyltransferase activity; zinc ion binding; protein binding.